This is a messenger RNA of Microdochium trichocladiopsis, 1212 nucleotides long. Its product is annotated as cytidylyltransferase. The record is from RefSeq and is a predicted model, not a curated record. Lineage: Eukaryota; Fungi; Ascomycota; Sordariomycetes; Xylariales; Microdochiaceae. Gene Ontology annotation, molecular function: dephospho-CoA kinase activity. The transcript has a single exon. The coding region runs from base 1 to 1212 and encodes 403 amino acids. Gene Ontology annotation, biological process: coenzyme A biosynthetic process.
AUGGCCUCUCCCAAGGGCCGCCCGUCCCUCCUGCUGCUCCCUGCGCCGCCUAAUCCGGCCGACCGGCUAGCUCUCAAUGCGGCGUACCGGCCGCCCCUCACAUCCGCGAUCACCAAACUCCAGAACAAACAGGCUGGUGCAACGCUUGUCAUCGUCGUCGCAGCACCUUUUCUGUUACCAGGUGCUUCUUCGGGCGAGAGCACAGUGUCGUGGGCUGACGCGCAGCACCUCGUGGCCGGCCUCUACAGCAUUAUCUCUGUCAUCUGUGCAAAACACGAUAUCGCGACCGAGGUCAAUGCCGGCCCAGGAUCUGUGGAUGCCCGUGUGAUUCUCGUGGACCAUGAAGUGGGCAGCCAGCAUGGCCAGGCCAAACCCUUCAUCAGGCACAAUGGAACCAUAGUCACGGACCUUGAGACGUUUGCCGCAACGCACCAUUCCUGGGAUCGCAUCUUCCAUGUGGACAACGAGCAGGGCUACGAGCUGCUCAGCUCCUUCCAACGCUUAGCUGAGGGUCGCAAAACCUUGCGACAGGACCAGCUAGUCGUAAUCGAAGGAGGUGUCACGUUGAAUCUACAGGCUGCCCAGGCUGAAAGGACGGCCCCGCAGACCAAGACGGUGCCAAUUGUCUGUCUCGGGGGCACCUUCGACCACCUGCAUCCAGGCCACAAGUUACUGCUAACGGCGGCUGUCUUCCUGCUUAAGGUCCCUCGACAGCAAUCGUCGAAGCCGUGUCGCUUCAUCGUGGGCAUCACGGGAGACGAGCUUCUCAAGCAGAAGAAGUACGCCGAGUUUGUGCAGUCUUGGGACCUUCGGGCGACCCAUGUUCUCAAGUUUCUCAACUCGCUCCUGCAAGUAUCAGACGACGGCGACCCAGAAACGGAAGAGCCCAAAACGAUCGCCGAGGAUGGCCGCAUGACUGGCAUCUUCCGCAAUGGCACGAUCGAGGUUGAAUGUGUCAUGAUUCAGGACGCUUUUGGGCCCACCACACGCCAGCAGGAAAUGGACGUGCUCGUUGUUUCUGGGGAGACGAGGGCAGGAGGUAAUGCGGUCAACACGGAGCGCCAAAAGCUUGGCUGGCAUCCUCUAGAAAUCUUCGAGGUUGAUGUGCUCGACGCGGAAGAAAUCAGUGACACACCCACAAAGACUGAAGAUUAUUCCACCAAGAUCAGCAGCACGGCUAUCCGGAGGAAAAAGGCCGAGUCUCGGAUUUGA